Messenger RNA from Macrosteles quadrilineatus (aster leafhopper), 695 nucleotides. RefSeq lists its product as uncharacterized. Bases 200 to 658 code for a protein of 152 amino acids. Lineage: Eukaryota; Metazoa; Arthropoda; Insecta; Hemiptera; Cicadellidae. The record is from RefSeq and is a predicted model, not a curated record. The transcript has 9 exons.
CAAUACAGAGGAAAAGGACAAAGAGCAAUUGUUGAAAGAUCUCGGAGGCAAUAGAUAUUGGAAAAUUCAAACGGAAAAUGUGGCGUCAGAAUCGGAUUUCGACAAAAGGUUUAAAAGACAUAAGGACAAAACCAUUGCAGUUUACUUUGGGGGAGGUACGUUGAAAGAGGACCGACAAAAUAUUGUAAAAGCUGCGAGAAUGUUUGCAAAACACAACAUUCGAAAUGGCAUUUUCUUAUAUGUCGACGGGGAAACACUCAGUGAAGGAUAUAAAAUUAAAAAUAAACAUCGAGGUACACUUUCGUUUGAUUUUGAGGAUAAGGAGGAAUAUGAUAAAAGACAUGACACCUACAAAGGCAAGGAAAUUUAUAUCAUUUUCGAUAGUCCCACGAUAAAAACUGAAAAGACCUGUGUGAAAAAUCGAAUGAAAAAAGAUGUUGAUUUGGUGCGCUCCUGGUAUACGGACCAAUACACUAAGGUCGUCUGGCUCGAUGUAGAUGUGGAUCUCUUAGGUGAGGACUAUGUAGCAGGUCUCUGUCCGAACAGAAAAACUCCAUAUUGCUACCCUAUGAUGUACCAGGAAGUAUCUGGAAAGGUGACGGGAGUUAUGGGUGGGUAUCAGUCCUUUGUCGACUUUUGGCCGUGUGAAAAAAAAUAAACAAAAUUGCCUAGGAAGUUGGCAUAGCAAGAAGACC